Quercus lobata is the source of this 738-nucleotide messenger RNA. RefSeq lists its product as uncharacterized. The record is from RefSeq and is a predicted model, not a curated record. NCBI's taxonomy places the organism in Eukaryota, Viridiplantae, Streptophyta, Magnoliopsida, Fagales, Fagaceae. The transcript is spliced from 2 exons. The coding region runs from base 1 to 738 and encodes 245 amino acids.
AUGUUCUCCAUUUACAAUGGUCGAACGGACACUGUAGAACAUGUGAACCGUUUCAACCAGAGGAUGGAUGUCCACUCUAAGAACAAGGUCUUGAUGUGCAAAGUAUUUCCCUUCAAUUUGGGACCUGUGGCGAUAAGAUGGUUCGAUGGUCUGAGAGCCAAUUCCAUAGAAUCCUUUAAGGAACUCACCCAGGCCUUUGGUUCUCGUUUUAUCAUGUGUAGUAGGGUACCUCAACCCUUGGAUUCGCUACUGUCCUUGUCCAUGCAAGAAAGGGAGACCCUGAAAAUGUACUCGGACAGAUACUGGGAGAUGUAUAAUGAGAUAGAUGGUGACUUUAAUGACGUGGCCAUCAGCACUUUUAAGGUCGGCCUCCCGGCCGAGCACGAUUUAAGGAAGUCUCUGACUGGCAAACCUGUUACUAGUGUGAUCCAACUCAUGGACCGGAUUGAUAAAUACAAAAGGGUGGAGGAAGACCAACAGCAAAGGAAAGGUAAAGCAAAGCUGGUUCGGGAAGGGAAGUUGAAGCAUCUGCUGCACCAUUCCAGUGGCCAAGCGGAGCAGACAGGUUUGGAUCCCCGGAGGGAUGCUUCUUCAAGACCUCCUCUAGGAAUGAUUAAUGUCAUCUUUGUUGCUCCUGGUAGGACCGAUUUUCAUCCCUCUAGAGUGAUGUCUAUGGCUCGGCUAUCUACCGAGGAUAACAGUUUAGAGCCAAAAAGAGCCAGGAAAGAAGCCCCAUAG